AAGUGCUAGUACGUUUACGACCGUCGCGUUAACAAGACGACUUCUUUUCGGUGUUUUGGGGCCCUAUGUAUUCAAUAGGCGCCUCUGCUGCUGCUGCUCGGUGAAGUCAUCCGUUUUGUUGUUUACUGAGAAGAUACGGUUGUGCCUUACCGGACAGAUUCAGGCCGUUAGGAAACAAAUCUGUGACCGUCUUCAGGGGCGAUAAGGAAAUCCAAAAUCAACGGCUGGAUUUGAGUUUACGAGUGUGAAGUGAAGUGCGCUGUACGCGGUGAAUGUAUGAUGAAAUUGUGGAAUUCAAUUCGUUAUGUGUACUGGAGGAAUUGAUUGGCCCAUUUGAAGAAACGAGCCAAAGUCACGUGAGACCGAAAUUGAACUCGUGCUGAACCUAUUGAGUUCUGUUUGUGCGCGAAAUCGGAAGAUAUAUCGUUAACACGUUGAGGCGUAGGAUCAGCGAGUGAUGGUGCUGAUAUGUUUGUUUGACGGUGAUCUCCGACUAUGACGUCCGAGUCUACAAUUCAAAGUGAAUCAACAGAACAAUCGAACCUAAUGAAAGUGUGAUUAAUUGUGCGGGUGUCACGUGCCUCAACUUGCCGCGAAGAACAAAGCGCGAAAAGUGACCUAAGACAACCGGCCUAAUUGACCAAGGAGAAGAACAGCGCGGCGAAAAAUGGAAUGGUCAUGGCUGAGAGAUUGGUGGCGAUUGAAGCGGCCUAGACGUAAACAUCGGCGCAACAGACCGGCGGUGGCCGGUUGCAAUGGUGAAGUGGGGGCCGCUGGUGGUGGUGCGGAAGGAUCGCCAGAUGAUGAGCACUGCCGCGGCCAGGUCGGAGAAUUAGAAUUUUCCCAUGGCCACGAAGGCGACGAUGGCGAUCGUUACUACGGCGAAGGAGACGACGAUGAGGACUACAUCUGCUACUGUGACGAAUGUAUGAAUGGUGAUCUCGAGUCCACGGAUGGCCUCGACUCGGACGACUCGUCCACCACGUACAAACAGGUGGUCGUGGCCGUAUGUGCCAUGGCCAAAAAAUCCCAAUCCAAACCGAUGAAGGAGAUCCUCACCCGGCUGCAGGAGUUCGAGUACAUCCGUAUGAUCGUGUUCAGCGAGGAAAUCAUCCUGAAGGAACCCGUCGAGAAGUGGCCCCUGUGCGAUUGUUUGAUUUCGUUCCACUCGAAGGGUUUCCCCCUAGAGAAGGCCAUCCAGUAUGCCCAGCUGCGGCAACCGUACGUGAUCAACAACCUGCACAUGCAGUUCGAUAUACAGGUAGAUCGAAGGCGCGUGUAUUCCAUUCUGGAGAAGGAGGGCAUCGAGAUCCCGCGGUAUGCGGUAUUGGAUCGGGACUCGCCGGAUCCGAAACAACAUGAACUCGUAGAAUCCGAAGACCACGUAGAGGUGAACGGGAUAAUCUUUAAUAAACCUUUUGUGGAAAAACCCGUAUCGGCUGAGGAUCACAAUAUCUACAUCUACUAUCCAACGUCAGCUGGCGGUGGCAGCCAAAGGCUGUUCCGGAAGAUCGGUAGUCGGAGUAGUGUGUACUCGCCGGAGUCGCGGGUUCGUAAAACUGGAUCCUUUAUCUACGAAGACUUCAUGCCAACGGAUGGAACGGACGUGAAGGUUUACACGGUUGGGCCCGACUAUGCCCAUGCCGAAGCGCGGAAGAGUCCGGCUCUCGAUGGGAAAGUGGAGCGGGAUAGCGAUGGCAAAGAGGUGCGCUAUCCGGUCAUCUUGAGCAACGCAGAAAAGUUGAUUUCGCGCAAGGUUUGCCUGGCAUUCAAGCAAACCGUGUGCGGAUUCGAUCUGCUGCGUGCCAACGGGAAAUCGUUUGUCUGUGAUGUAAACGGGUUUAGCUUUGUGAAAAAUUCCAACAAAUACUACGAUGACAGUGCGAAAAUACUCGGUAACAUGAUCCUCCGGGAGUUAGCUCCGACGUUGCACAUACCGUGGUCGGUUCCGUUCCAGCUGGACGAUCCGCCUAUCGUGCCGACUACGUUCGGGAAGAUGAUGGAAUUGCGGUGCGUUACGGCCAUAAUCCGACACGGUGAUCGAACGCCCAAGCAGAAGAUGAAGGUUGAAGUUAGACAUCAGAAGUUUUUCGAGAUAUUCGAAAAAUACGACGGGUACAAGUACGGGCAUAUCAAACUGAAAAGGCCGAAGCAAUUGCAGGAGAUUCUCGACAUAGCAAGGUCGUUGCUAUCAGAAAUUCAAACCAAGGCUGCUGAUUCGGAGAUCGAGGAAAAACAGAGCAAGUUGGAACAGCUGAAGAGCGUACUGGAAAUGUACGGUCACUUCUCCGGCAUCAAUCGGAAAGUUCAGAUGAAGUAUCAGCCGAAAGGACGGCCUCGUGGUUCGAGUUCUGACGAUGGUAAACACCAUUCUAUAGAUGCCCCGAAAGAGCCGUCCCUUGUUCUGAUAUUGAAAUGGGGUGGGGAGCUCACGCCAGCUGGUCGUAUCCAGGCUGAGGAGCUGGGUCGGAUCUUCCGUUGUAUGUAUCCCGGAGGGCAGAGCCGCGAUGGCAAGGAAGCUCCCGGGGCACAGGGUUUGGGUCUGCUACGGUUACAUUCCACGUUUCGACAUGAUUUGAAGAUCUACGCGUCGGACGAAGGCCGUGUUCAGAUGACAGCGGCCGCCUUUGCUAAGGGACUGCUCGCUCUGGAAGGAGAACUGACACCGAUUCUGGUGCAGAUGGUGAAGAGUGCCAACACGAAUGGUCUGCUGGACAACGACUGUGAUUCGAGUAAAUAUCAGAACAUGGCGAAGUCGCGACUCCACGAACUGAUGCAAAUCGAUCGCGACUUCACGGUUGAGGAUCGCGCCGCGAUCAAUCCAGGUAACGCUAUCAGCAUCAAUCUGGCAAUGGACUUCGUUAAGAACCCGGUGAAAUGCUGCGCUCAUGUUCACUCGUUGAUUCAAUCGUUACUUGGUGUAGUCGCCGUGAAGCGAGAUGAUCUCAAAACUAGGGACGCUGUUUUGUAUCAUGGGGAAACCUGGGAGCUCAUGGGUCGACGGUGGGGCAAGAUCGAGAAGGAUUUUUGCACAAAGAACAAAAAUUUCGACAUAUCCAAGAUUCCGGAUAUCUACGAUUGUAUUAAGUACGAUCUACAGCACAAUCAACACACGCUUCAGUUCGAUUUGGCGGAAGAGUUGUACAUUUAUGCAAAAUAUUUGGCUGAUAUUGUGAUCCCACAGGAGUACGGUCUUACCGUACACGAAAAGCUGACAAUCGGACAGGGCAUCUGUACGCCGCUGUUGAAGAAAAUUCGUGCCGAUCUACAGCGGAACAUUGAAGAGGCGGGAGACGAGAGCGUGAAUCGACUGAAUCCACGCUAUAGUCACGGAGUAUCCAGUCCGGGAAGACACGUCCGUACUCGGCUGUACUUCACCAGCGAGAGUCAUGUCCAUUCCCUGUUGACAGUCCUGCGCUAUGGUGGGCUGUUGAACAUCUUGACUGACGAACAGUGGCGUCGAGCCAUGGAAUACGUAUCCAUGGUGUCCGAACUGAACUACAUGUCACAGAUUGUGAUAAUGCUGUACGAAGAUCCGACCAAAGACCCCUUCUCCGAGGAACGAUUCCACGUCGAGCUACAUUUCAGCCCCGGUGUGAACUGUUGCGUGCAAAAGAAUUUGCCUCCGGGGCCUGGAUUCAGGCCGCAUAGCCGGAACGAUUCUGUCACCUCGAAGAAUGCGAGUGGUGACGAAGAGAGUACUUCCCGCAUUGACGAGGAAAAUGAUACCGAGGAGGAAAGUUCCCACGGUUCGAGUCAAACCGUUUCUAAGGACACUUCUAUCUCUGAUAGCUUCGCCAAAAGCAGAGAACAUACCAAAAAGACCCGUAAAAUGAAACCUUCGGAACCGAUUCCCAUCGGAUCGUGCCAUACCGUUUCUGGUCACGAGGCGAUGGACUUGGCCAAGCGAUUGAGUGAGGAACUAGCUGCUCAACAGCAGGCCGGUAACCAACGACCCAUCAGUCCCGAUGAGCCGAGGGCAGCGCGGUCCUUUGAGCACGGCAAGCAUAGCCGUAUAAAAGAUCAUGCACGUUACAGUCACAGCCUGCAGGCCGUUAACAAUCAAGGCAUAACGACAUCUGUCAAGCCCGAAUCGGAUCCGGUAUUCGAAUCGGCUACCAACGAGCUUCCGCUUUAUUCUAUUGACUUUUCGCUAGUUCCCAAAACACCGGAAAGCAAUAUUCUCACUUCAAGAGUGUUCAAUACGAACUCUGCUGCCGCCAUUGGCGAUGAUCGAUCUCGGAUGUCGAUCGCGGCUACGAACGAGAGACCGCUCUCCUGUCAAACCUUGUUCAUGCAUGAGUCCUAUUCGUGCGAUUCGAUCAGCGAGUUUACUCCGAACCUGGCCGAUCAAGAGCUGUACGUUUCAUCCUUCUCCGAUACAGACUCGGAAACGUCGCGAUACUACAGCGCCUGUCAUGACUUGGACCCGUUUCACUACAAAUAUCCUCUGAGUAGUCGGGCCUUGUCCUAUACCUAUUCAAACGAUCCGGAACGCGACAAUUUGCUGAUGCCCUUCAACGGAUACAGCUACAAAUCGAUGCUCUACGCGUCAACGCCUCUCGUGAGCAAGAGCUUCGACGAUCUAGACUACUUGACAGAUGUCGAUACGCCACGUAAUCUCGAGAACGGUUCCACGGCUACCUUACUUUUCAACGUGAAGCACUCAAGUCCCAGCCCAAAGUCUCUGUCUCAAACUUUUGCGCGCUCCGGCUCCCAUCGGCCGAGAGUAACGUUCAGCAGCCCCGAUAAUCUGACCAUGAUUCGAGUGGCUAGCGAUCCCGGUCUUCCUUUCCGCUCGUCCGUAACCCCCACCAAAGAUCAACCUGAUUCAGGACCCACAGAUCCAACUAACACAGACAACACACAGGACACGAUCACGUUUGUUUCCUUGACCACGCCCCCACCCGACGAGAGUCCCUUUGAUCUCUCGGCCCUAGAUCGCGACUUCCAAUGCCUCCUCGAUAGGAUGUUUCCGGUUUCGACGGAACUCGAGAAGUGUGUCCCCGUCGUUGCGAGUGCUAGUAGUGAUAGUGAAUCCGCUACCACACUGACCUUCCCCAUCACCACUAAUUUGAACAGUAGUAACCUCAGCAGUAACCUUGCACCUAACCGUAAACCUCAUUGUUCGAAACUCGUCAAAUCGUACACCACAGACAGCAGCACGAAUCCGUCCGGAGGCGGCAGUGUUGCCGGCGGGGGUGGUGUCGGUGGUCCCGGUCCGUCCUCUCAUGGCUCCUCCCAUUCGUCCACCGGCGGUACAACCGUAAGACGUCAACGACACAGCAUUGCCGGCCAGAUGAGCUACUUUAAAAUGCUAGGGGGCUUCGGGAAAAAGAUGGCUACCAGCACCAACAGCUUGUUCAGCACCGCGGUCAUCAGUGGCAGCUCGUCGGCGCCCAAUCUGCGGGACAUGAUUCCCAACACGGCGUCCCCGUCAGCAAUUGAAGGAUUCGGUGGGGUGCCCCCGAUCCGCCCGUUGGAGACCCUGCACAACGCCCUGUCGCUGCGCCAGUUGGACAACUUCCUGGAGAAGAUGACCACCGGGCCGCUGUUCAAGACGCCGGCCUCAUCGCCACCGAAGUAUCCGUCAACGCCGCUGCCGACGCCCGUUCCCAGCCCGGCGACGAUUCCGGACGCGUCGACCCUGCCGCAGGCGAGCUGGAGUGGACAUUCCAGCAUGACCAGCAGCAUCAGUGCCAUGUCGAGUGGCGGCCCUUCGUCGCCCAACUACAGCGAUAUGUUCUCGCGGGGAUGUCCCAGCAGCGAUAUGUCGGCCAGCAUCGCCAGCAAUGAUGGAAGCAUCGCAUUGGCUGCGUGUGGAGGAAACCGCGACGAAUUGCCGCAAAUCUUCCCCAUUAUCGAUAACGAUUUGAACGUGCUUGGAUCGCACUUCAACUACGAUCAGUUGGCGGCCAGUAUCAACUUGGAAAGCCCGGCCAAGAUACCGUCGAUUAGCAAGGAUACCACCUUGGACAUCAGUGGAGAUUUGACGCCGAUAAGCACCUGUUCGGACUGGGAGUUCAACACCAACGAUGCUACCAAGGGAUCGACCAAUACUAACAAUGAUCUGAUCACCGAGGAAGAUGACGAAGAUGCAACGAUUUCAACGGACACGUGCUUAAGUACCGGCGAUCUCACAAUUGCCGGCACCGGCGAUGAAUCCGUCUCUAGUCAAAAUUUCAAUAUAGCACCAAGUUCCAGUACCGUCGGUGGCAAGCAACUGCAAAAGGAAAUGCUAUUUGAUUUGAAAAACAUCCGUCACGAGUUGAGUAACUUGCGGGGUGAUCUACCGCCACCGCCAGCUUCUGCUCCACCGAUCUCCGUGGGAUCUUGCUCCGGAGGAGCAACUCCCAAGAUCGAAAACCGAUUCCGCACCAAUCGCAUCCAGAAGCAGAUCAGCUUGUAUGAGAAGGAUUCGCAUACCGAAGCGAAAAACCUGAUGCAUGAUGUGGAGAAAUUCGGCGAACGAUCGUUAGCAUCCAUGAAGCGGGCUACAUCAUGCAGUAGCGGCGAUCAUCCCACGACAUGUCGGUUGCACAUGUCGUUCGAUGAACUGCAGAAAGACAUUCCCAAUAUCGAGAAAAAUCUUGCCAGCAAGUUGGAACUGGAGCAGGAAAAAUGCUCCAAAUCGGGUAAGGCCAUGUCCGGGCGGCUGAACAAUACUCCGACCCCGGGAGCUCUUGUGAUACGGGAAGGAUUCAUAGAGCCGCCACGUAUUACCAGAGUGACGAAAAGUUUCCACGGUAAAACCGAUUACCACCAGGUUCAGGUGAAUGACAUAGCUCGACGGGCCAGUGAUAUCGUAAGGCCAUCGUCGUCCACUUCCACGUUGAUUGCGCCCGGAAGUGGAGGUGGGGGAGGCCGCGAUGCCGCCAAUCGGUACAACAAGAAUCAAAUCCGGCAGAACAUUAACACAAAUGCUAUUGGUGCUAGAACGGAUGGUGGCAAUCAUCCGACGGGAGGUUCUGCGGCUGCUGGGUCAGCCGCUGUGGGUAGUAGGUUUACGACGUUGAUUGUCCCGGAAGGGGACAGUGCUAGUGUGGCUCAGUCUGAUAGUGCGGUUGGGUCUUUGGUGUUACCCGUUAGGGACGCAGCUAGUGGUGCUCUAGAAUCUAAGGAUGAUAGUAAUUACAAUCAAAUCGAUAAAAAAUAAGUAGGCAAGUGAUUGAUGUUAGAGAAGAAUGGUGUCGUUCAAGCUAGUGAUGAUGAACAAAGUAUUGAAGAGAUAGCUAUUUAUUCUAAUUAAAUGUUUCUGGAUUAGGAGCUCAA
Molecule: messenger RNA, 7272 nt
Organism: Aedes aegypti (yellow fever mosquito)
Lineage: Eukaryota; Metazoa; Arthropoda; Insecta; Diptera; Culicidae
Product: inositol hexakisphosphate and diphosphoinositol-pentakisphosphate kinase 2
Exons: 16
Coding region: 668-7156 (2162 amino acids)
Biological process (GO): inositol metabolic process; inositol phosphate biosynthetic process
Cellular component (GO): cytosol
Molecular function (GO): diphosphoinositol pentakisphosphate kinase activity; 5-diphosphoinositol pentakisphosphate 1-kinase activity; inositol hexakisphosphate kinase activity
Source: RefSeq, a predicted model, not a curated record